Molecule: messenger RNA, 4059 nt
Organism: Trichechus manatus latirostris (Florida manatee)
Lineage: Eukaryota; Metazoa; Chordata; Mammalia; Sirenia; Trichechidae
Gene: INPP5K
Product: inositol polyphosphate-5-phosphatase K
Exons: 12
Coding region: 213-1571 (452 amino acids)
Biological process (GO): negative regulation of peptidyl-serine phosphorylation; phosphatidylinositol dephosphorylation; negative regulation of phosphatidylinositol 3-kinase/protein kinase B signal transduction
Cellular component (GO): endoplasmic reticulum; ruffle; cytoplasm
Molecular function (GO): phosphatidylinositol-3,4,5-trisphosphate 5-phosphatase activity; phosphatidylinositol-4,5-bisphosphate 5-phosphatase activity; inositol bisphosphate phosphatase activity
Source: RefSeq, a predicted model, not a curated record
CGUCCCGCCUCUUUCCUCGAGCCGCACCACCUAGAGCCCUCGGUGCGCUCAAGGCCCGCCUCUUACGGAAGCCGAGGCGGAGGUUCUGAAUCCGGAAGAAAAACACCCGGCCUAGAGUGAGUUCUCCGGGACCUGACGCCGGGGAGGCUGAUCGUGCCAGGACGGGGUAGGGUUGGGGAGACGGGAGCCUGCCGCGCCACUGCGUGUGGACGAUGGCGGCCGUGGACCUGCUGAAGCCAACCGAGCCGAGAGACCAGAAGUUCAGUAUACAUGUUGCAACAUGGAACGUGGCCUCUGCAGCACCCCCGCUAGACCUCAAUGACCUGCUUCAGCUGAACAACCAGAACCUGAAUGUGGAUAUAUACAUUAUUGGUUUGCAGGAAAUGAACUGUGGGAUCAGGAGCCUCCUUUAUGACACUGCCUUUGAAGACCCAUGGAGCAGUUUCUUCAUGGAUGUGCUUUCCCCUCGGAGCUUCAUCAAGGUCUCCUGUGUCCGCAUGCAGGGGCUCCUGUUACUGGUCUUUGCCAAGCAUCAGCAUUUGCCCUUUAUCCAGAUCCUCUCUACCAAGUCCACCCCCACUGGCCUCUUCGGGUACUGGGGGAACAAGGGGGGCGUCAACAUCUGCCUGAAGCUUUACGGCUAUUAUGUAAGCAUCAUCAACUGCCACCUGCCCCCCCAUCUGGCCAACAAUGACCAGCGGCUGGAGCACUUUGACCGGAUCCUGGAGAUGCAGAAUUUUGAAGAACAUGAUAUCCCCAACAUCCUGGACCAUGACCUCAUUUUCUGGUUCGGAGACAUGAACUUUCGAAUCGAGGACUUUGGGUUGCACUUUGUUCGGGAAUCCAUAAAAAACCAGUGCUAUGGUGAACUGUGGGAGAAGGAUCAGCUCAGCAUUGCCAAAAAACGUGACCCACUGCUCCGAGAGUUCCAGGAGGGCCCCCUGCUCUUCCCACCCACCUACAAAUUUGACAGGAACUCCAGCAACUAUGACACCAGUGAGAAAAAACGCAAGCCUGCAUGGACCGACCGCAUCUUAUGGAGGUUGAAGCGGCAGCCCCAGGCUAGCCUUCACACCCCUAGUCAGCCAGCCCCCCACUUCUCCCUGUCUCUGAGGAGCUACAUCAGCCACAUGAUGUACUGCAUCAGUGACCAUAAGCCUGUCACCUGCACCUUUGACUUAGAGAUGAAGCCAUUGGUGUCUGCCCCACUGAUCACCCUGAUCCCCGAGGGCCUGUGGACCAUGGAGAACGACAUGGUGAUCAGCUACUCCUUGGCCCCAGACUUCCUCUACAGCCCCUGGGAUUGGAUUGGACUAUACAAGGUGGGGCUGCGCCACAUAAAUGACUACAUGACCUAUGUCUGGGUCGGGGACAAUCAAGUCUCUAGCAGUGACGGGCUGAACCAGGUAUACAUCAACAUCAGCGAUAUCCCCGAGACUGAGGAUCAGUUUCUCCUCUGUUAUUAUAGCAACAAUCUACAUUCUGUGGUGGGGAUAAGCAAACCCUUCCAGAUCCAGCCCCGUUCCUAUUUUGGGGAGGAUGCAGUGGGUCAAGCCCAUCUACAGAUGUGAGCUGGGAUAGGAGUGAAUCCAAGGUGGAGGCCAGAGCUGGCAGCCAGCUCUGCCUUUCCACUGCCAGGAGCACUGGGGGCCCAGCCUGCUCCCUGAGGAGGCAGCCAUACACCCUCCAGUUCCUGACUCCAGUUCCCUUAGUGAGCUCUAACCUGACAUCUCUGCUCUCUCCAGUCCACAUCUCUGGAACUGUCCGCUUAAGUACAGGUUUUUGUUGCUGAGAUGCAAGUGAAACCAGCUAGUUUGUCAACAGUGAAAACGUGAGGACAGUCCACAGGACGUGGGAAGGACCUUUCAGCCUGCAUCUCAUUUCUCCAUCCACCUCACCCCUACUCCCACAGUCCCGCCCAAGCCGGCCUGCCAGGCACAUGCCCCAUCUGGCACAGGGAUGCAUUCUUGUCACACCAUCCAGGGCCUCGGGCUGCCUGGGAGGGGAGAUGCUCACAUUUGUACAGGCUGCAUAGACGAGUUGGCACAAGCAGUGUCAGGGUCCAGAAGUCUUGGCAUUUCAUUGCUUGUCUUCCUGAGGGAUAGGCAGAGGCUCUGGGCUCUCUGCUUUCAGCAGGAGCAGUAUGGCUAAAUGGGCAGGGUGGAGGGGCCCCACUACCCAGCCUCUUCCAUAGGGAUCAUGGGCAGGUUGGUGAGGCUCUUUAUGCCAGCACAACCUUCCCCCUCGUCCCCUGCAUGGAGUCCGACCUAGGAAGUUCCAGGGCCUAAACAGAGAAUUGGAAGGGACGUGGUUAGCUUCUGCUAGUGGGGCAGGCCCCAGCCUCCAUCAACCUCCCCUCUUGUGAGGAUACGCAGGUGGUAGAGGAGAUGUGGCCACAGAUUUUUCCAGGGUGGUCCUUGACAGCUCCAGCUUAUCUGCCCCCUACCCUUGCCAGGAAUGACUGGGCAGAAACCAAUCUUCUCUUUGGACCUAGAAGUAAGGGUAGACAGGAGAAAGCCAGGAUCAGGACAUUUUGGAGGAUCUGGCCCUAGGGAUCUUCAGAGAACAUUCUCCAGGUGCUGCAUGGACAUGGCCUGUCCCCACUCCCACCACUUGCCCUGGCCAGUGGUGACUCAGCAGCCCUUCUUCCAGAAGACACCUCAGGGAGCGUGCUCUGUGACUGUUAACACCCAUCCUGCAACCUGAGACUGAGGGUCUCCCCAGCUGCUCUCUGUCAGUACUCUACCCUGGGAGCCAUGUGUAUCAACAGCUGCCCUCCUGGCUUCCAGCGGGCCAUGCUGUCUGUUUUCUGUGUCUGUUGCAUUGGGGAUGAUUAGAAACAUGGCUUUUAUACUCGUGUGUGACUCCUUCAUGAUGGUGGUGGGAGGGCAUUUGGAUGGUGAGCCUGGGACUCUGCUAGACUCCAGGGAGAAGAGCCCCGCAGGUCCAAACUAGAUUGACUGUGUCUAAGGUUGGCAUAUGUGGCCCAGAUGGGAAUGGGACGAGGCUCUGGGUGGUGGCCCCCUGGGUCCCAGGCCCAAUUAGGACACACAACUUACAUUGUUGGACACUUCGUUUACUCUGCUGUUAAGUAGAUUGGGUUUCUUGGAACUGAGAAGGCUCAGAGAAAAGGUGCCUGCUGUGCUUUCACUGGUUCAUCCUCCCUCACCCUCCACCUCUCACUGCCUAGUCUUGAGCCUUAUUUCUGGGUUAAGCUAUCCAAAUGUCAUCUUUUCUCUCUGCCCCACUUCCCUCGAGUUCCUUUCCUGCUGAGUUCUCCCCCAUGCAAGCCUCUAUCCCUGCCCCCAACAUACACGCAUCUGAGGUAGCCCAGAGCCCUCAGUGCCCCCAGUGUCCACCUUGCUCCUUCUCACAUGCACAGCCAUCAUGGUCACUGCUACAUAGCACCCUUCAUUUAGCAGAUGGGGAAACCAAGGCUCAGAGAAGAGGUGUGUCCCUCCAAAGUCACAUAGUCAACUGUGGUUGUUACGGCAGGAGCAGAAACGGGAAUGGAGCCUGGACACUGGUUCUAUUGCUACCCUCUUAGGAUUCUUAGUUGUCUGUAAAAUAUGAAUAAUGUACCUACUCACAAGAUUAUUGUGAGAAAAUAAUUGAAAAAAUAAAAAAGCAGUAUAUCCACAACGUACCCAUAUACCUACCUUCCCUUUGUAAACUCUGUUCUGAUGAAUGUAGCCCUGGGGCUGGGUCUCGGCCCCCCGACUCCAGGGGUUCACCCUUUUCUCCUCCUGCUUCUGGAGUAUGUCCACCUCUCUCCUUACGUCCUCAAGUCUUCACACUCCCCUACCCCUGCCUCCCUAGCAGGGCCCCUCUUUGCCCUGGGAGGGGUGAGUCUAGUAGUGAUUGAGAGGAGGGAAGGGAAAGGGGAGUGUUCUCCCUCCUUUUGGCCCCAGUCAGGAUAUGGCGGCUCUGGGCCCAGCCCUGACCGCUGGGUGGAAACAGGAAACAAGUGAGACUUGGUGUGCACUGGUGUCUGCACUUGGCUCCAUGGCUGAUAAGGGCCAUUGUGUGGCCGCCAGUGAUGAGACUGCCCUGGAUAGA